Molecule: messenger RNA, 2496 nt
Organism: Rhinichthys klamathensis goyatoka
Lineage: Eukaryota; Metazoa; Chordata; Actinopteri; Cypriniformes; Leuciscidae
Gene: tgm1l1
Product: transglutaminase 1 like 1
Exons: 14
Coding region: 92-2437 (781 amino acids)
Biological process (GO): peptide cross-linking
Molecular function (GO): protein-glutamine gamma-glutamyltransferase activity
Source: RefSeq, a predicted model, not a curated record
UUUAUAUGUGCUAGUCUUAGUACGAGUUUUGCGCGUACUGCACUCAUUUGAAGAACACUAUCGGAAUCCCGUGAAGAAAACCAUACAAAAGAUGCCAGGAGAAAGACUGUCGAUCCGAGAUAACUCCGCUGUCGGCCGUUUCCACGGUGCUUCUGAAAGCAAUGGUCUGGCCGUCCCUGAGAGACACACCGAGGCCAAAGUGAAGAAAGACGAGAGCGGAUGUCGACGUUGGUUACGGAAGGCUUGUCCAUGUUGCUUCCGGAAACAGAGCAGCUUGUAUGAUUUGACCAUUGAAAAGGAAGCUGUGGAUGGAGAAAAAGAAGAGCCGGCAUCUCCAGUUCCUCCUAGCGGUGGUGAUACAGAACUAAACGAGCUGUCUCUAGCAGUGCGUUCUGUGGAUCUGCUCAGUCGGAAAACUGAUCGGAACAAGAAGGAGCAUCACACGGAUCAAUACUAUGGUGACCAGCUCAUCAUCCGCAGAGGACAGACGUUUCAAAUGGAGCUUGAGCUCUCACGACCUUUCAACCCAAACACUGAUAAACUUCACCUGGAACUGAAGACAGGAACGCUUCCGCUAGUGUCAAAGGGCACGCACAUCAUCAUACCGUUGGUGGAAGAACUCCAGGAUGAACGCUGGGAGGCCAAGAUCGUGGAGCAGAGCGUCAACCGAGUCAAGCUGUCCGUCAACUCCUCCACCACUGCUAUCAUCGGAAAGUACAAGCUGACCGUCGCAACGCAAUGUCUGAAGACGGGCGAAACUACCACACACGACCCUGACAAAGACAUUUACAUGCUCUUCAAUCCCUGGUGUGAAGAGGACACGGUGUAUAUGGAGAGUGAGAAAGAGCUGAAGGAGUACGUCUUAAGUGAUACUGGGAGAAUCUACUACGGCACUGAGAAGCAGAUCGGAGCUCGCACGUGGAACUUCGGCCAGUUCGAUGAAGGAGUUCUGGAGGCCUGUCUGUUUGUGCUGGAUAACAGCGAGGUUCCUCCUUCAGGUAGAGGAAAUCCUAUCAGUGUGGUCCGGGUCAUUUCUGCCAUGAUCAAUGCUCCGGAUGACCUUGGCGUUCUGGAGGGAAACUGGUCUGGGAAUUACGCGGGUGGAACGAGUCCCACGGCCUGGAGCAGCAGUGUAGAAAUCCUCAGGCAAUACCACAAAGAAGGAGGAGCGCCCGUCAAAUACGGGCAGUGCUGGGUGUUUUCUGGAGUCACGACCACAGUGUUGAGAUGUCUAGGUAUUCCUGCGCGCUCCGUAACGAAUUUCCAGUCUGCCCAUGAUACGGAUGUCUCCUUGACAACAGAUGUGUAUUUCGAUGAGAAAAUGGAACCGAUCCAUGACCUUAACUCUGACUCUGUAUGGAACUUCCAUGUCUGGAAUGAUUGCUGGAUGGCCCGUCCGGAUCUGCCCCCUGGAAUGGGUGGCUGGCAGGCCGUGGACUCCACACCGCAGGAAACCAGUCAUGGGACGUUCCGCUGUGGGCCGGCAUCACUGGCCGCUGUGCGCUCCGGACAGGUCUAUUUGAAAUACGACACACCUUUUGUGUUCGCUGAGGUGAACAGUGAUAAGAUCUACUGGCAGAGGAACCUCGACGGGAGCUUCAGUCAGAUCCACAGUGAGAAGAAAGCCGUCGGUCACUGCAUCAGCACGAAGGCUGUUGGCUCUGAUGAGCGUGUUGACAUCACAAACAUUUACAAAUAUCCUGAAGACUCGGAGGAGGAGCGCAUCGCUGUGGAGACGGCCUGCCGCUACGGCAGUAAACCCGAUGUCUACUCCAGUCCCAUUGCUGAGGACGUGCUGGUGGAGGUGAGGAUGGAGGGAGAAGGUCCACGCAUGGGAGGAGACGCUCAGCUGAAGAUCGUGGUGAAGAACACGAGCUCUCAUCCCCGCAGAACCACCCUUCACAGCCAGGUGGCGGUCAUGUACUACACCGGCGUGCUGAAGGACACAAUGAAGAAGGAAAAACUUAACGUGGAGCUCAUGCCGCAGGAAGAAAAGAUCAUUGAGUGGGUACUGCCUUACACGCAGUAUCAGAAUCAACUGGUGGACCAGGCCGCACUCAUGCUGACCUUGUCUGGACGGGUCAGUGAGACCCAACAGGUUUUGGCCAAUCAGACCAGCUUUAGGCUCCGAACACCUGAUAUCCGCAUUGAGCCUAUAGGAGAGGCGUAUGUGGGCAAGGAGACGUCGGCGAAGAUCACAUUCACAAAUCCUCUGCCCUGUACUCUGCGCAAUGUGGUGGUCCGAGUGGAAGGACUGGGGCUGAGAGACCUCCAUCCCAUCAGAGUGGGUGAUGUAGGCAAGCAUGCCAAUGUUACUGUGACGGAGCACUUUAUCCCGACGAUCGCCGGCCAGAGGAAGCUUGUGGCAUCUCUGGACUGCAAACAGCUCUCGCAGGUGCACGGCGUAGCCGACAUCAACGUUCACGAAAGCCAGUGAAUUCAGUCUGCUGUAAUGGACUGUAUCCCUUCACGGUGUUAUUUCAGUAUCAUCAGAUC